CAGUGAAUGAACCAGUGAGUAAUGCUCUGCUGAAGUACGGGCUGCCUACGGUAGGCUGCAUGACAAUCUUAACUAUUCUCAGUUCAUUAGUGCUGUACCAUCGCAAAUUGAUCGCUUCUCUACAGGUUCUACUGGGCACAUACCGGAUUUUGGAUGCCAAACCUAAAUUCUUGAAAAUUAUUACUCUCCUAGCUUUGGCAUUCUUCUGGCAUCUGCCUAUCCUUCUGCUCAUUGUUCCAAUUGGGAAGGUAUGCACCUACAUUCUAUUGGUAACUGGUGACCUACAAAUAUGUUUCUUUGCUUUCCUUAUUGAAGAUGCCUUUAAUGCACUAAAGAAGAGAAUCAAAGAGUACUACAGAUUGCUGGUUAAAACACCACAAGAUGGAGGACUACUUCUAUAUCUGGAUGAGCCAUGCCUGAAACAGAAGCCGGAGCAGCAGAAACCAAUACUGGAUACAUCUCAAUUGAGGAAGGUUCACAUGCAGCUCCGCCAUGUAGUCGGUACUGUGAAUCAGGCCUACAGCCUGGUGGCACUGCUCAUCACUGUCAGUUGCCGGUUCCUAUUCACAGUCUAUCUCUAUCGCUGGAUAGUUUCACAGUUCCUCACGCAUCAGUUAAUCUACGCCCUUCUUACAUUCCUACGCAUUUUCUACCUCUGCUAUCGGUUUGAAGCUUUGAAAACUGUUGAGAAGGCAACAGCAGACAUGAUCAAUGGCUUCGACAAGAGCCCUCUGGACUUCAGAACCCAAUUAGAGAUGAAGUUGCUUCUAAUUCAGUUGAAAAGUCAUAAAAUGGGUUUCAACUCUUUCCAAAUGUUUAACCUUGACUUUAACCUCAUAACAUCGAUGUUCACAACAACCAUUACUUACCUGAUGUUACUUCAACAAUUCUCUUGAAUAUAGUCACAAGUACAACAAACACUUGUAUUAGCUCACACAUAGUUUGUAAUUGCUGUCUACUACUCC
Homalodisca vitripennis (glassy-winged sharpshooter) is the source of this 965-nucleotide messenger RNA. RefSeq lists its product as uncharacterized. The record is from RefSeq and is a predicted model, not a curated record. Lineage: Eukaryota; Metazoa; Arthropoda; Insecta; Hemiptera; Cicadellidae. The coding region runs from base 60 to 896 and encodes 278 amino acids. Gene Ontology annotation, biological process: sensory perception of taste. The transcript has 6 exons. Gene Ontology annotation, cellular component: axon; membrane; dendrite.